AUGCUGGAACUUUACUCUAUGUUCGACUACAUUAUCGACCAAUGGUAUAGGUUAUCAGAAUGGUCGCCGGUGAGCUCACUAAGUUCCCCAGCCACAUAUAGGCAGUUGCAUUUGGCAGUCUUGGCUGUCUUUGAAUCAUGGGAUAGCGCUAGGGCAAAAAAGUACAGAAGCAUAAACCGGAUUACCGGAUUGAGGGGCACCGCUGUGAAUGUUCAGUGUAUGGUGUUUGGCAACAUGGGCGACACAUCGGGCACCGGUGUCCUCUUUACAAGGAACCCAAGUACUGGAGAGAAAAAACUUUAUGGCGAGUUCCUUGUCAAUGCUCAGGGUGAGGAUGUGGUUGCUGGAAUUAGAACUCCACAAGAUCUUGAUGCCAUGAAGGAGUGCAUGCCAGAGCCUUAUGCAGAACUUGUUGAGAACUGCAAAAUCUUGGAAAGACAUUACAAAGAAAUGAUGGACAUUGAGUUCACUGUUCAAGAAAACAGACUUUGGAUGCUUCAGUGCAGAACCGGGAAACGCGCCGGCAAAGGUGCAGUAAAGAUUGCGGUAGACAUGGUCAAUGAGGGCAUGAUUGACCAUCGUUUGGCAAUUAAGAUGGUGGAACCACGACACUUGGACCAGCUUCUUCAUCCACAGUUUGAGAACCCAUCAUCGUAUGAAGACAAAGUCAUCGCAAUGGGCUUACCUGCAUCACCAGGAGCUGCUGUAGGUCAGAUUGUCUUCACAGCUGAUGAUGCUGAAACUUGGCAUGCACAAGGAAGAUCUGUCGUUCUGGUGAGGACUGAGACAAGCGCAGAGGAUGUUGGUGGCAUGUAUGCAGCCGCUGGAAUUCUCACAGCCAGAGGUGGUAUGACUUCUCAUGCAGCAGUUGUAGCCCGCGGCUGGGGAAAAUGUUGUGUGGCAGGAUGCUCAAGUAUCCAUGUAAAUGAUGCUGAGAAGGUGUUAGUGGUUGGGGACAAGGUGCUUUGUGAAGGCGAUUGGUUGUCACUGAACGGAUCAACUGGUGAAGUUAUUUUAGGGAAGCUGCCUCUAUCCCCGCCUGUACUUUGUGGUGAUUUAGGAACAUUUAUGUCUUGGGUGGAUGAAGUUAAACAACUUAAGGUUAUGGUUAAUGCCGACACUCCUGCAGAUGCACUGACUGGAAGAAACAAUGGUGCCGAAGGGAUUGGAUUGUGCAGAACUGAGCACAUGUCUGUAUAUGAUUAA
Molecule: messenger RNA, 1206 nt
Organism: Phragmites australis (common reed)
Lineage: Eukaryota; Viridiplantae; Streptophyta; Magnoliopsida; Poales; Poaceae
Product: pyruvate, phosphate dikinase 2-like
Exons: 9
Coding region: 1-1206 (401 amino acids)
Biological process (GO): pyruvate metabolic process; phosphorylation
Molecular function (GO): ATP binding; pyruvate, phosphate dikinase activity; kinase activity
Source: RefSeq, a predicted model, not a curated record